UUAGCGUUCAAUUUACUCGCGCACGUCCUCCGCACACGCCGCGUCGAUCCUGCACCAGAAAAAUCCAACAACAAUCUCCGGUCAAUAUGGAAAGCUACUUUGUCGGCAAAAAGUUCAUCGUCACCGGUGCCAACGCGGGAAUCGGCGAAGUAAUCACCGAACGUCUGGUGAAACUGGGAGCCCAUGUGUUCGCCGUCGGACGUGAUAAGUCCAGAUUGCCACCUGCAGGACCCAAUUUGACUCCGGUGUGCGCUGACGUAGGUGAAUGGGAAUCUUACGAUAUCAUCAAGGCCUUGGGACCCGUCCACGGUUUGGUGAACAACGCCGGUGUAGCGUUUAUCGAAUCUUUCUUAGACAUGACGCAAGAAGGAUGGGAUAAGACCUUGAACAUCAACUCCAGAGGAGUUGCCAGGAUCAGUCAGGCCGUGGCCAAGAACAUGAUCGCCGCUGGAAUCAAAGGUUCUAUCGUCAACGUGUCGUCUACCAUUUCUGAACGAGCCAUUCCGGACCAUACUUCGUAUUGUGCAUCCAAAGGUGCCGUCAACCAAGUAACCAGGGUCAUGAGUAUCGAAUUGGGACCGCACGGUAUCCGUACCAACAACGUAAACCCGACCGUGGUCAUGACUAAAAUGGGCGCCAAAGCAUGGUCCGACCCGGCCAAAUCCAACCCGAUUUUGAACAGGAUCCCGUUGGGACGAUUCGCAGAGUGCAAUGACGUCGCCAACGUUACGCUAUUCUUGCUCAGCGAUUACGCGUCGUACGUGAACGGAGUCUCGAUUCCAGUUGACGGUGGAUUUUUAACCAGUUAAAUUAAUGGAUUUACCUAGGAGUUUCGGCGAUUUGAAUUUUAUGAAGAAAAAAAAAAUUUGCAUUAUUUUUACGAAUUAUAAUGAAUAUUUUAAAACUUAGA
Messenger RNA from Sipha flava (yellow sugarcane aphid), 910 nucleotides. RefSeq names its product L-xylulose reductase-like. The record is from RefSeq and is a predicted model, not a curated record. The coding region runs from base 87 to 809 and encodes 240 amino acids. The transcript is spliced from 5 exons. Lineage: Eukaryota; Metazoa; Arthropoda; Insecta; Hemiptera; Aphididae. Gene Ontology annotation, molecular function: carbonyl reductase (NADPH) activity; L-xylulose reductase (NADPH) activity. Gene Ontology annotation, biological process: glucose metabolic process; xylulose metabolic process.